Paracoccidioides lutzii Pb01 is the source of this 228-nucleotide messenger RNA. RefSeq lists its product as hypothetical. Bases 1 to 228 code for a protein of 75 amino acids. The transcript has a single exon. The record is from RefSeq and is a predicted model, not a curated record.
AUGGACGCGCACUGGGAAAACAACACUGCGUCCAACCCCGAUCUACACCGGCCGGUCAACCAAAUCGGCAAUCCAGCAGCCACAGAUGACAUUAUGUUUCCCCCGAGAACAAAUCGCGCACCUAUUGGUCCCGUGAAUAUGAUGCCUGAAGCCCGUCAAACCAGACCGAACCCGCCCGGGGCAGCGGAGCUCGCCGGGCCCGAGGGUGGUGCGACUCUUCGGGUCUAG